This is a messenger RNA of Monoraphidium neglectum, 711 nucleotides long. RefSeq lists its product as hypothetical. NCBI's taxonomy places the organism in Eukaryota, Viridiplantae, Chlorophyta, Chlorophyceae, Sphaeropleales, Selenastraceae. The coding region runs from base 1 to 711 and encodes 236 amino acids. The record is from RefSeq and is a predicted model, not a curated record. The transcript has a single exon.
AUGGCCCGCCGCAUCUGCAGACUGACCCCCCGCGCGGCCUUUGUGGCUGCCUUUACCUUGCUAGCGCUCCUAGCGCUCAGCUCCGCGGCCAACACCGCCGUGGCCGCCGCCAAGCAGUACAACGGCGUGAGGGUGCUGCUCCAACAGGCCGCGGCCGCUCAAAGCGACGGGGAGCAGUGGGGCGCCAACGGCGCCGGCAGUGACGCCUGGCGUGCCGGCCCGCCGGCCGCCUCCCUGCAGGUGGACGCCUCCACCGCCUCCCAAGCCCGCCGCCAGCUCCUCUUACUCAACGCGCGGCGCGCCGCCGCCCAGCGCAAGGCUGCCGCUGCUGCCGCCGCCAAGGCCGACAAAGCUGCCGCCGCCGCCAAUGCUACGGCGGCGGCGUCCGCAGCUGCUUCCGCCUACUUGGCGGCGGCUGCUCACUGCACGUGCGACGCCGGCAACGGCACCUUCAUCAACGGCACCUUGGUGGCCGCCGCGGCGUCCUCAAAGGCCCGCUUCAGCCAGGACGCGCUCGUCACAUCCGACAUCACCUCGGUCGUCGUGUCGGCGCUCGCCCUCGUCUACUCCCUCCUUCAGCUGCUGUCUCCGCUGGCCGAGGCCGCCGUCAGCGGCAGCCUGACGAUCGGCGCCGGCGCGCUGCUCAACUUUGCCAUGCUGCUGGCGCAGCUCUGCGCGUCGGGCACCGACCUCGCGUCAAAUAUCAUGUGA